GCGCAUGCGCAGGGCGUCCUGCUUGGGACACAAUGCUGCUGUCAUGAUGGCCAGCUCUAACGUUGGACUAGGCAUGAGGAAAAGGUGGUGGCAGUGAGGCAGCCCGUAUGGAUGCUCUAAGCUCCGGGAAUCCCCACUGCACCUUCGCCUUAUCCAGAGGUUCCUUUAGAUUUUGUUUUUUUCUUUUGCCGCAAAGUAUCCGGACACUGACCCCCCUUGCAGCAUGCUGACUCAGCAGCCAUCCCAGCGCACUGACAUCCAGGCUGCAGACUCUACGGGUUCAUUUAAUAAAAGAAGGCGAAAUUCCAUUUUUGUAACUGUAACGCUCCUCAUCGUAUCUUCAUUAAUUUUUACCCUUGGCCUGGCCGCAACAACUAGAACAGAAAAUGUGACAGUGGGAGGCUACUAUCCAGGGGUUAUUCUCGGGUUCGGGUCCAUACUUGGGAUUAUUGGAUCCAAUCUGAUAGAAAACAAGAGACAAAUGCUUGUUGCCUCCAUAGUUUUUAUCAGUUUUGGGGUGAUUGCCGCUUUUUGUUGUGCGAUUGUGGAUGGUGUUUUUGCUGCCAGGCAUCUAGAUCUCAGACCACUGUAUGCUGGGAAAUGCCGGUAUUUUUCCACUACACAUAACGAUCAUACUACAGAGGUGACAUGCCAGCAGCCUAUGCGCAGUCCUUGUGCCCUUAAAAUAAGAAGCAAUACAUGUUACUGCUGUGAUUUGUAUAAUUGUGGGAGAAUUGGAAACUCUGGCCUCUACUAUGAAUACAUUGAUGUAAAAAGCUGCCAAGAUGUUGUGCAUCUCUACCACUUGCUGUGGUCAGUAACCAUCCUGAACAUAGUGGGUCUGUUCCUCGGGAUCAUCACCGCCGCAGUACUCGGAGGAUUCAAGGAUAUGAAUCCUGCACUUCCUACCAUAAGUUGUAUUGCCGAGACCCCGCGCCCUACAGUACAGUACAACACAAGACCACCCGUGCCAUCCUAUAAUACUUACUAUCACAGCACUCCUCACUUGCCACCUUACACUGCCUAUGACUUACAGCAUUCCAGUGUGUUUCCAGCUUCAACACCUUCUGGCUUGUCAGAUGAUCCCAAUGCACAGGCUUCAAGCUUCAUGUGGCCAGCCAACGCUCCCCCUCGCUAUUCUCCCCCGUACUUCCCUCCUGAUGAAAAGCCACCGCCAUACACUCCAUGACCCUUACCCAUAAAGUUCCAUCUCAGCAGAGGUUUAAGCGUACAGCCGCCAAAUAUUGUAAAUUUUUGUAUGAUACACAUUUGGAAAUCUCGCGACUGAACUGAGAUUGUAGGAAGAAUAUAUAUACACAUAUAUAUAUAUACUAGAUGUGGGCAGGAUACCCCAGGUGUGACACCAACACUGAAAUGAUCACCUUUGCCAAACCUAAGUUAGGGCAUAUUGUCAUUUUAUUCUGAUAUAUUAAAUUGUGAGCGAGGGCUAAGCCACAUGGGUGACUUUGUUUUGCAGCAUUUAAGUACCAUAAAUUCCGCCAAGAUAAACUACAUACAUGCAUCUUUGUCGUUUGUGGCGGAGACAAAAAAAAAAAGUUCUAAUUAUUUCCAAUGGAAAUGCUUCUUUGUAAAAUAUUCAAAAGUUUCUUUGUGGUUGCGCCUUUUAUCUUAGAAGCUAAAAAUAACGGAAAGGUAGAAAUGAAAGCUGCAACGACAAAAAUCACAAAUACUGUGUCUCAUCGCAGGAACUUGGAAAAAAAAAAUACAGCAACAACUGAAUCACCUGUGCAGCUUUGCCUUUAAAGUGUAAGAAACUCUUCCUUUAUAUGUGAAUAAACAUGCACUGUUAGUAUAGUUCCUAGCAAAUGUAGGCUAAACAUUUUAUUAGUUGUGUGUUUUGUGACUCGCCUGUUUUCAGGCCAUGGUGCCACACUUACUUGCCUGCUUUCAAGAUGGCACCUAGUCAGCUUUGCGCCAUUCUGCCCUUUGACACCAGCACAGUACGAAGUGAAAUGGUAGUGAAGGAAGAGCUUGCAAGGUAACCCUACAAACAUGUGUACUAUAUUAUGUACCCUCUCACACACACACACACACACAUGUCAUACACAGGCUUCAGCAAUGCAAGUCACCGAUUAGUGUGAGUAAUAAACACAUUUGUGAGUGUCUUUAUAUUUGGGGGGGUUGGGGGAGACGGAAUUCCCGGGAUUCUCAUGCAAAUCUGCUUUACUAAUGAGUGAGUUUCAGGUUUCCUAUCCCUUUAUGAAACAUUGGUGCUUCCCAACUGUGCUACGACUUUCUGACUUGUUUGACAAAAAACGGCUUCUGUACAUUAGCACUGUGACUAAACAUCUACAUCCAUUGUAGUAUAUUGUACUGAAUGUUAUUUAUUUCAAAUAAUAUUUAUUGUACUUCAAAGGGGUGGGCUGGGGGGGUGUAGGAGAAAUAACAACACAGUGCAUUCUGCAACAGUACAGUAUAUAAGAAUAGAUUUACCAAACUGUGAACAAAAAUUAAACAUGACUUUUCUUA
Molecule: messenger RNA, 2490 nt
Organism: Xenopus tropicalis (tropical clawed frog)
Lineage: Eukaryota; Metazoa; Chordata; Amphibia; Anura; Pipidae
Gene: tmem255a
Product: transmembrane protein 255A
Exons: 9
Coding region: 224-1189 (321 amino acids)
Cellular component (GO): membrane
Source: RefSeq, a predicted model, not a curated record